Pseudozyma flocculosa PF-1 is the source of this 1068-nucleotide messenger RNA. RefSeq lists its product as uncharacterized. The coding region runs from base 1 to 1068 and encodes 355 amino acids. The record is from RefSeq and is a predicted model, not a curated record. NCBI's taxonomy places the organism in Eukaryota, Fungi, Basidiomycota, Ustilaginomycetes, Ustilaginales, Ustilaginaceae. Gene Ontology annotation, cellular component: cytosol. The transcript is spliced from 6 exons. Gene Ontology annotation, molecular function: hydroxypyruvate reductase [NAD(P)H] activity; NAD binding; glyoxylate reductase (NADPH) activity.
AUGUCGGCGCCCAAGAUCCUCCUGUGCAGGCGCAUGCCCACCGAGCUGCUCCAACAGGCCGAGCAAGCAGGCAAGGUCCAGAUCAUCGCCCGGCCUCAGGAGGCAGACGAGGGGCCCGCUCCCAGAGACUGGCUGCUCGAGAACCUCAAGGGCGUCGCCGGAGCCAUCAUCAUGCUCAGCGAAAAGGUCGAUGACGAGUUCCUCGACGCCGCUGGACCUUCGCUCAAGGUCAUCUCCACCAUGAGCGUCGGCUACGACCACAUCGACGUCGCCGCCGUCAAGAAGCGGGGUGUCAGGAUCGGUAACACGCCCCAUGUCCUCGAUCAAGCCGUCGCCGAGCUCACGCUGACCUUGGCGCUGAUGACGACGCGGCAGAUCGCCCACGCUACCCGCGUCGUGAGGGAGGGCGAGUGGUCAAAGAACCCCUGGACGCCCCUCAGCUUCUGCGGCCCUUCGCUCCAGGGCAAGACGAUCGGCUUCGUCGGCUUCGGCAACAUCUCGCAAAGCCUCGCCCACCUCCUGGUGCCGUUCAGGCCAGCUCGGCUGCUCUACACAACGUCCAAGCCCAAGCCCUUCGACCUCGGGCAUCCCGAUUUUGCACCGCUCAAGCGCGGCAACUUCCCAAUCGACCGGAUCGAGGUGACCAACCAGCCCGAUGCGCUCGAGCUGGCCGCCCAGUCCGACGUCGUCUUUGUGCUGGCCAGCCUCAACCCGUCCACGAAGCACAUGGUCAACGACCAGUUCCUCUCUAGGAUGAAGUCGACCGCCUACAUCAUCAAUGCGUCCCGCGGCCCGCUCAUCGACACCGAGGCGCUGGCCCGUGCCAUCUCGAACGGCCAGAUUGCCGGUGCUGGUCUAGAUGUGCUGGAGAACGAGCCGAACAUCCCGGCCACUCACCCGCUGCUUCAGCCCGACUGCGCCGAUCGCGUCGUGCUGCUGCCCCAUAUCGGAAGCGCCACCAACGAGGCGCGGGUCGCCAUGGCCGACCUCACCGUCAACAACCUGCUCGGCGCCCUCGGUCUGCGGGCCGAGGCGGGCAAGGAGAAUGAAAUGGACGCCGAGGUGUAG